AUGUUCAAGAGUGUGCAGUAUUUCGAUAGCUCUGUACAGUCGCCUUCAGACUCAGAGGUGGAACCGACAGAGUCACGUGGCGAUGAUAGUGGUAGUGAGGUGGGACCUAAAGCGCCAGUUCAGCAGGGAAGUAGGGACAAGCACGUACGGAUUAUGGUUGAUGAAGAUGAUGACGAUGCAGACGAGAAGCAGGAAGGUGGCGAAAGGACUGGCGAUUGUCUUCCCUCUUUCCAGAAGAGACCUUUAAGCGAUACGCCCGUGACUAGCACUUGGAACUCACCUGCUAGCUCGACGGAUAACACGCCGCUGACCUCCCCAGAGUCCAGUUCCACGAAUCUGACGCAUUUGCUACCUCAUCGUGAGGUGAGCAGUGAGGGAGCGGCUAUUCCAGCGGGCGUUCGUGAAUCUAUGUCCCCACCAGCGGCCUCUGGUGCACUAUCGCCUUCCAGAUUCCCACAUCCAACUAGGCGACCCACCACGAUCGACGUUCCAGGUCUUACCAAAUCUAAGUCGUCUCCUGAUGGUACUAUAUCCAAGGAGGAUCCCGGUUCGAAGUUGGUUAUCGUCAUGGUUGGGCUGCCGGCUACUGGGAAAUCGUUCAUCACUAAUAAGCUUUCCCGUUACUUGAAUUUCUCAAUGUACUAUUGUAAAGUGUUCAACGUCGGUAACACUAGAAGACAAUUCGCCAAAGAGCAUAAUAUAAGCGAUCAGGAUUCCAAGUUUUUCGAUCCAGGUAAUAAUGAGUUUUCGAAGCUACGAGAUAAAUGGGCUAUGGAUACAUUGGAGCAACUCCUAGAUUAUCUUUUAGAAGGUCCUGGGUCUGUGGGGAUUUUUGAUGCCACUAAUACCACGAAAGAGAGAAGAAAACAUGUUUACAAUAAGAUUCAUGAGAGAAACCCGCAUUUGAAAGUGUUGUUUUUAGAGUCAGUUUGCUCAAACAAGGCUGUCGUUGAGAGAAAUAUACAAUUGAAAUUAUUUGGGCCGGAUUAUAAGGGGAAGGAUCCUGACGCUUCACUUAAAGAUUUCAAAGAAAGGCUUUCUAAUUAUAUGAAGGCGUACGAGCCAAUCGAGGAUUCUGAAAAUUUCCAGUUUAUCAAGAUGAUUGACGUGGGGAAGAAAGUUAUCGCUUAUAAUAUUCAGGGUUUCCUUGCUUCUCAAACUGUCUACUAUCUAUUGAACUUCAACUUAACGGAGCGCCAAAUUUGGAUCACUAGAAAUGGUGAAAGUGAAGAUAACGUUGAUGGCCGUCUUGGCGGUGAUUCGAAUCUAACACCCCGUGGCGAGCGUUAUGCCCGUGCAUUGGCAUCUUUCAUCGACUCUCAAAGAACAUUGUUCUACGCUAAUGAAUGUGAAAAGAAAGGUAAAAGUCCAGGAGAUGAUGAUACCCAAUGUAACGAGUUUUUUGUGUGGACCAGUAUGCGUAACAGAUCUAUCGAAACGGCCAAAUUUUUCAACGAAGAAGAUUACCCAAUCAAGCAAAUGAGGAUGCUCGAUGAAUUGAGUGCUGGUGAUUUCGAGGGUAUGACCUACCCAGAGAUACAAGAGGAAUACCCAGUAGAAUUCGAGAAAAGGCGCAAAGACAAACUACGCUAUCGUUAUCCCGGUAUUGGUGGAGAGUCAUAUAUGGAUGUAACCAAUCGUUUGAGGCCGGUCAUUGCAGAGAUUGAAAGAAUCGACGAUAAUGUUCUUAUAAUUACACAUAGGGUGGUUGCCCGAAUCCUAUUGGGGUAUUUCAUGAAUCUCAACAAGGAUAUAAUCGCCAACGUUGACGUCCCCUUGCACUGCGUCUAUUGCUUGGAGUUGAAACCUUAUGGGAUUACAUGGGCCCUUUGGGAAUUCGAUGAGUCGACUGGUGAUUUCUUUAAAGUACCACAAUCGGAGAUGAACACGACAAAGGUUAAGGAAAACGAGCUAGUCUACAAAGAAAGACGUUAUUCUCUCGUUCCCACGGCUCCAGCCAGUGCAAACAACUCUUUAUCAGAUGUUCGCGUAAGGAAAAAUGAUUCGAGUAGGUCAUCUUCACUAACCAGAGAUGAAAGCAGUACUUCACUAUCCACAAGCUCCGACACCAAAGAUGUUAUGCAUCCAAACUCUGCGCCGGCAAUCCCCUUCGCUCAUGGAUUACCAACUAUUACUAAUCUCAUGGAUGGAGGCGGGACCUCGAUCUCCACUAAUCGUCCAAGACAAACCACUGCAUUACAAAAUCAUGUUAAAUCUUCAUUAUUGAACAACUCCAUGGGAAAUUUGAGACCGGCAACAUCGCCAAGACAAACAUUUGAAAUUGACAAAUUAAAUCAAAAGUUAGCCAAUCUGAAAACGCGUUCCCCAAGAAAGUCCGGAGAUGAGAAGGACACUGAACUAGCAAAAAUCGAUACCAACACAUUAUCAAGAAAAUCGAGUGAUGUGCAGCAAAAGUAG
Molecule: messenger RNA, 2418 nt
Organism: Torulaspora delbrueckii
Lineage: Eukaryota; Fungi; Ascomycota; Saccharomycetes; Saccharomycetales; Saccharomycetaceae
Gene: PFK26
Product: 6-phosphofructo-2-kinase
Exons: 1
Coding region: 1-2418 (805 amino acids)
Biological process (GO): fructose 2,6-bisphosphate metabolic process; fructose metabolic process
Cellular component (GO): cytosol
Molecular function (GO): 6-phosphofructo-2-kinase activity; ATP binding
Source: RefSeq, a predicted model, not a curated record